Mytilinidion resinicola is the source of this 1485-nucleotide messenger RNA. RefSeq lists its product as uncharacterized. Gene Ontology annotation, molecular function: protein binding. The record is from RefSeq and is a predicted model, not a curated record. The transcript is spliced from 2 exons. NCBI's taxonomy places the organism in Eukaryota, Fungi, Ascomycota, Dothideomycetes, Mytilinidiales, Mytilinidiaceae. The coding region runs from base 1 to 1122 and encodes 373 amino acids.
AUGCCACCAGCAAGCCAAGACCGUCCAUCCAAUGCCAAAGCGACGAUGGCAUCAACACUACCGGCUCCGAAGCAAAAGCGCUCGCAGCUCUUCGACUUCUCUGAUACCCGUACAAUUAUGAUAAAAGUCGGUCCUGACGGCCAUGCCUUUUGUGUCCACAUAGAGCCACUUUGCCUGCACAUCGAGUACUUCAACAUAGCACUCAACCCAUCAUUCGCUGCAAAAGUAUACAAAGGAGGAAUGGUCUUGAAGGACACCACCCCAGAAACUUUCCAGCGCGUGUUGAGAUGGGUGUACGCGGAUAAAUAUGAGCCUGCUCCAGCUCCGCUGGACAACGGCAACGAGGACGAUGAGAAAGAGAAGGAUCGAGAAACCAAGUAUGAGAAGAUUGACACGCUAGUGGAAAUGGACUCCUCAGACCAGCAGUCCGAUUCUAUCGCAUCUCGCGAAGACCACUUGGAUGUGCUUGAUAUGUGGAUUCACGGCGCCAUCGACGACUACUGCUUUGCGGAAAAGUACGGCAUGCCUGAAUUAAAGCUGUGUAUCAUGAAGGCAUGGCAGGCUUGCGCGUUGAGGAUGUAUGAAGCGAAAUGGGUUCCGGACGACUCCGUGCUGCUCAAGGCUUACGACAAACUAUGUGUACAAAGCCCUCUCCGCAAGCACAUUACCUCGUGGUUUGCAUACGAAUACAACUUCGCGGUAUACGAGACUGCCUUGUCUAAAUUUCCUCGCAGUCUUCUGGAGGAAGUCAUCAAGAUCAUUUCGGCAAGGCUUCUUUCUCGGUUUCGCGGUGAAAUUAUGGCACCAUGGGAAAAUUGGUGUGACUGCCACGAACACAAAAAUGAAUACGAACGGCACUUCUGCGAGGGAGAGCAACGACGAGAACAGAUCAUACAGGCAGCCAUUGCCCGUGAGGAAGAGGAUGCUCAGAUGUGCUACGAGAUCUUGUCUCAAAAACUACCGCCUCUUCUUACUCAACCUGAAUUCCACCCGCCUGAACCAUCACCACAACCGCAUCAAGGCCCACCAAACGACGGCUCUCACCAAGUUUCCCCCGAGCAAGCGGACAUGCCCCAGAAGAAUGGAUCUAGGGAUGAAGAUGAGAGCGAGGUUCCUAUCUAGCUGCACUAAGUCAACACGGUACAGAACAGCUUAACAACACCACAUCAAGAUGAGACUCUCUUUCAGAUCACCCGUGUUAUGCUUCUUCUCUCAAAAGGCUGCUCAGCGAUUCUCCCGGCCUACCCUCUUUUACCGAGCUCUCCCAUCAUUAAACGAAGCACUGUUGGUGUCCGUAGAGAGGUGAUAGUCUGAAAGGCUUCUUCAGCUGAUAGGGCUUGACCGAGGGCGGUCAUCUGUGAAUUGAUGAUGGACCUUCUUGUACUGUAAUAAGGAUAGGAUUCAGUUGCUAUUCCUACAAAAAGUCGUCGCCAUAUGCGCGGAUUUGAGCGACUGAUAUGCCUAGAACUCCACGUCACAGCCAGG